This is a messenger RNA of Phanerochaete carnosa HHB-10118-sp, 4565 nucleotides long. RefSeq lists its product as uncharacterized. Lineage: Eukaryota; Fungi; Basidiomycota; Agaricomycetes; Polyporales; Phanerochaetaceae. The transcript is spliced from 7 exons. Gene Ontology annotation, biological process: protein dephosphorylation. Gene Ontology annotation, molecular function: protein tyrosine phosphatase activity. Bases 525 to 4142 code for a protein of 1205 amino acids. The record is from RefSeq and is a predicted model, not a curated record.
CGCCGAGUGCUUUUACCGCCCUGUCACCUAAUGCCCUCCAACCCGUCCUUGAAAACUCAUCGAUCCUCAUCCUCGACAUUCGUCCCCACAAUGUAUACGCAGUCGCUCGACUACCAGCAGCCCUCUCCUUGAGUGUACCAUCGACGCUGCUCAAACGGCCACUCUUCUCGCUUGAUCGCCUCGCUCAGAUGCUCUCUCCAUCCACACGAACAAGGUUCUCCUCCUGGCCCACAGCCAGCAAAAUCCUUGUCUACGACGCUGACACUGUGAGCCUGGCCGAAGGUGGGAAUAUUCUUGGCCUGUUGAGGAAGCUCAGGAAGGAAGGUUAUAGCGGUCAGCUGUGUUGGGCCAAGGGUGGAUUCAAGGCGGUCUGGAGAGAGCAGUUCGAUCUCGUUGAUCAGACAGCUCUCCCAGAGGAGGAGGACGAGGAAGGUGAGCUCCCACCCCAUACGGCACCAGGAGCAGCGACGCAGGCGCAGCAAUCUGCUGUCAGCCUAUCCGCCGGAGUGGAAAUGUCCAAAACCAUGUCAGCUCCACCGACCACGGCUGGCUUCCCGCUGAGUUUGCCACCGUCGAUGCUGCUCCGGCCGAAGGACCUUCCAAUGUCAGCAUUCACUUCAACGUCAACGACCUCAACGCGACCACACCGAUCCGGCGCCAACGCACCGCUUGUACCCGUGACACCUCUGACGAUCAAAGCCGAUCCAUUCGCGACGCUAGUCACCUCUGGUGCUACACCGGGAUCGAUGCCUCUGCCUGGCGCUAUGCGAGGGUCGUCGGCAGCCGCGACGUCGAUGAUUCCGGAGGGCGAGAGCCUUCUUGCAUUCCCUCCGCGGUUGGGUACAUUAUCCAGUGGCGGACCUUUGGCUAGAGGUAUGGAAACAGUAAGCAGUCUGCCGACGCAGGGCGCUGGCGCCGCGUAUGGCCUGGCGCCCCGCGAGCGUCAACAUCACAAGAGUUUCCCGGGCCUCACCACGGGUCAGCAAAGUGUCGCUUUCAACCCAUUUUUCGAUACGAUCCGUCAAAACCUCGAGCUCGGUGGAGGUCGUGGUGCAGGCGAAGGCAUCCCGCUCAAGCUGUCGCGACGAGUGCGUAGGAGGAUCGGUGACUUGCCAUUCGAGUGGCUGCGCGAAAUUGCUCGGCGAAGUGGGCACGUCAGCGAGGAUAGUCCGGAUCUGGAAAAGUCUGAGACUGACAGCGAUGAUGACAACAUGACCACCACCCACCGUCAACGCCGCGCCCGUACGAAGACAAAGCCCUCCGGCCUCCAGGGCCGCGACGAUUCCCCCGCAACUCCCUCUUCCCCCGCGUCGUCUUCCUCCGACGGCGAAGAACUCGCCAAGUCUCUCGCCAUGCAGUUCUACAAGAUCGAGCUCGGCGAGCAGCGCCGUUUGAUGGGCGUUAUGGAACAUCACAGCAUGGAGAGCGGGCAUGUCAACGGACGCGGUGGCAUGCAACCAAUGGUGAAGUCCGCGACCGUUGGCGGCUUCACGACGGAUAGAAAGGGCAUCCCGUCGGGAGGCUUGUGCGGCCCAGUGCUUGCACUGCCUGUCGGUUCGCCGGCUGCGAGAAGCGAGAGUACGGAAAAGGCAGGCAGUGAUAGACAGAUAGGCACAGCUACAACGCGCAUGUUGAGUGGAACAACCAGCGAGGGUGGGGUACACGUGCCGAGGAAUGCCAAGGACCGUGGGAUGGCGUUCCCGUUCAGCAUAACCGCAGGUGUAGAGAAGGGAGGCAAGAAUAGAUAUCGGAACAUAUGGCCCUUCGAGCAUGCCCGUGUGCGCCUUCACAAAUCGCAUCCCGAGGAUGACGACUACAUGAAUGCGAGCUACGUGCAACCUCUGGGAACCAAGAAACGAUACAUCGCCACUCAAGGGCCUUUGCCUGCUACGUUCACGGACUUCUGGACGUUAUGUUGGCAAGAGAACGUUCGUGUCGUCGUCAUGCUCACCCGCGAAGUCGAGUCUGCGCUUGUGAAGUGCGGCAAUUACUGGAAAGAGGGCGAGUACGGUUCACUGCGACUCAAGCUCGUCUCGACCAGCGAUACGCCAGAGCGUGAGCGCAGCCGUCGCGAGAGCGAGACGUCCUCUGGCUUCUUCAAUGUACCGCAAGCUCGAUCAGCGGCUAAAGACAGUCAGGAGAACCAUACUAUCCGCCGGGUCUUCGAACUUACGCACGCUGGCUACCCCGACGCACCACCGAGGACGGUCACGCAGCUGCAGUACCUCGAUUGGCCCGAUCUUGAUGUGCCGAAAGAUCCACGCGGACUUCUCCGACUUAUGCAAGAGGUCGACAGCAUUGCCAACAAGAGCAGAGAAAGUUGUUCAACUGCCUGGGGCGAGGGCCCGUUGGGCCGCAGGCCUGGCGCAAAGAAGCCCAGUAGCCCGGAAGCUGCGAGGCAUCUUUCGCUGCAUGAGGACUCUCAAGACGGGAGCGAAGACGGCGAUGACGACCUGGACGCCAAAACUGGCAUCGCGAAGCAUGCGAUCGAUAACCCUCCUGUAUUGCUGCACUGUUCUGCCGGAGUGGGCCGCACCGGCGGAUUCAUCGCUGUCGACGCGAUCCUCGAUGGGGUUCGUCGAGAGAUGCGCAAACAACGCGAGGAGAAAGAGGCACUUGACAAGCUGUCGUCCGGCACGGGCAGUCCUAUUCCUUCCACCGGCCGCGGCAGCUCGACCCCCAUAUCUGGAGACAGCGACGAGGCCAUGGAAGUCGAUUUGCGAUCGCUUGUGAGCACGUCCCCGUCGAGGAAGGACGUUCCGUCACCGGGCACAAGCGACCGCCGGGCCAUGUCGGUCUCUGUCGGCGGCGGAAACAAUUUACUGUCAGCGGUCAGCUCCGAUCCCUACGAACCCAUGGACGUUGACGUCGAGACGUCCGUGAAAUGUGCGCAGACCUCACCGGAGAGUCGUCAGGUCUUACAACCUUCUACGGAUCUGAUCGACGAAGUGCGGCGUGCGCACCUCCAGCGCUUGUCAUCUUCUCAGACGGUGCAAAGCCGCGACUUUGUCGACUCGCCAUCGCCGGGCAGCAUUCCAUCGCCUGGGCCCCAUGUCCUGUCGCCUCGUGGUAACAGCCCUGACACCGGGAGCAGCGGCAGCUUGACAUCCUCUGGUCGACGGUCGACGUCGACGUCGGGUCUCACGGCAGAGUUGAGGAUGGUGACUAGUCCGGUGUCGAGUCCUGCGACAGGAAGCACAACUAGCUUGCUUACAACUUUGGAGCCGACCGAACCCCGCGACGAGCUCAAACAGUUCCCCUCGAGCGAGUCGACGUCCGCUACUGCAGGCUCGACUCAGCCGAUCGCGAUCCAAGCUGUUCAUCGCAGCUUUGAAGAGAAGACUCAGCGCGUUUCGGGGAAGGCACGGCUCGACUCCUGGAGAUCUCAUGUGUCAGACUCUGGCAGACAUCACACCACCGACUUCCAGCUUAGCUUGCAGAAGCUCGAAGAUGAAGACAUGCCUCCAACCCCGAGAACGAUGGCGUUCGACUACGCCUCACCGCGACCCCUCCAUGACGAUACAUCCCCACUGCUGCUGUCGACAUGUGACGAGCCCAUCCACCGUGUCAUCGAAGAUAUGCGCAUGCAGAGGAUGAGUCUGUGCCAGAGCUUGCGGCAGUACGUCUUCGUGCACCGGGCGAUUAUCGAGGGCGCACUGAUGGUCGUGGAUGAGGAGAGGAAGAGGGAGGAGGAAGAUCGGCUAGCUGCAGAGCAAGAGGCUGCGUCUAAAGACCCCGGCGCAAACGCGGCUUCUGAGGCGCGCACGGCGCAGAUAUCGAAUAUCCAGUUUCCCAAGGUUCAAAGUCUCACUGCGCGGCGGGCUUCCUUUGCGCUGAGCCCCGACAGGUCCAAAGACCGCACGGCGGUAGCCCUGCACCAGCCUGUCCCCCGCGCGGUGCCGACAGUGGACGUACACAUGGACGACGAGUCGCUUCUCCAACUGCCGCCGGCAGUUCCGUCCCCACGCUCGAAACGGCAGGCUAGCCCGACGGAGCUUGUGCAGGAGACUCUCAAGGGCGAGGCACGUCUAAAUAAAAGGCCGAGUGUGAAACGCAGGACUCGGUCGUCUGAUGAAGAAGACGGCGGCCUGAUGCUGGGUUCCAUGGUCCUUUCGUCGCCCGAGCCGCCUAACAGGCCGUAGUCGCCGUCUCAAGGCAACCGUUCCCGAGCUCCGCUUCUCUAUGCCCCCAUGUCACUUUUGUCCUUCGCCGGUCGCAUAUGCUUGCAUUUUGCAUUUUUCACUGCUGGACAUUGGAGCAUCUUCCUCAGCGUCGUUCAUCAUCUCCCCCUUUCUGUAUAACACACUUGGAGCUUUUUGUGCCUCGUCCCUUUCGUGUCUUUGGAUAUCCCUGUUUAGUCUUUAUGUUUUAUUUUCUCGUCUCGACUCAUAUAGUAUUAGGCACCGUACUCCACUCAUCAUCACUCUCCAUGCCGGGUCCGAGUACCUGCACCAAACCAUCGUCGCCCAUAAUCUAUACAGGCCAUACGUACAUAUACACCCCCAUAUCCACUGCAAUCGACAUGAUUUGUUUGUAGUUUGCUUAUCAUUAGCUACUGUCUCCCG